AUGUCCCUCUCUGCAUCUCAUCAAGCUAUCGUCGAUGCUCUGAUCAAAGACUUAUUGAAAGCCAACCCAGACGACCCUCUUCAAUACUGUGCGAACUACUUCAACCGCCAGCUCGAAUCCGAGCGGGCUUCUCACAAAUCCAAAUCGACCCCUGACACCAACGGCAAGAUGGCAGACACCGCUGGCCCCUUCGACACCCGGAGCCCCUUCGCGGCCAAGAAUGUCAACAGCAUACAAGAGGAGGACGAAGAGCAUGAUACCCUUGGUUCACCCACCGAUGCGACUUUCAAGUCCCGAGGCUCAGAUCGCUCGCCUUUUGGUGGUUCUGGAUUUGGGACUGCUGCCGGAGGUGCAGCUGCCGGAGGAUUAUUUGGAAGCUGGCUGGGUUCUCAGGCAGAAGAAACCGAGACACCAGCACAGACGCUGCCCAAUAACUAUGCGGCCGGUCGUAGAACUUCAGUCUCGGCUGAAUCCAUGCAACCAGAUGCUGACUCGGGCAAUUGGAAACCUCCCAAACACCAAAAGACACCCGAGCAAUACGAAAGACUCAAGCAUGCCGUUGCGGGCAACUUCUUGUUUUCCAGCCUAGAUGAAGAGUCCUUCAACUUGGUGCUGGAUGCGCUGGUCGAGAAAUCCAUUCCUGCGCCGAACAUCAAAGUCAUCACCCAAGGUGACGAGGGUGAUUUCUUCUAUGUCAUUGAAUCAGGAGAAUUUGAUAUCUACAUCAACCCCAGUGGCGCCGUCGAAGCUGGUCCAGAAGGCUUGGGCAACAAAGUCGCUACAAUUGGACCAGGAGGCAGCUUUGGCGAGUUGGCAUUGAUGUACAAUGCACCGCGUGCCGCAACGGUUGUCAGCGCAUCCAAGGGUGGUUUACUCUGGGCGUUGGAUCGAGUGACAUUCCGAAGGAUCCUCAUGGACAACGCAUUCCAAAAACGAAAGAUGUAUGAAGGUUUCUUGGAGGAGGUGCCGCUGCUCUCGUCCCUUAAACCCUACGAACGAGCCAAGAUUGCUGAUGCCCUAGAGACGGUCAAGUUCGAGGCCGGUGACAACAUCAUUACUGAAGGAGAGCCAGGUGAUGCAUUCUAUCUUUUGGAAGCUGGUGAAGCUUCAGCAUACAAGCAUGGAAUUGAGAAGCCGGUUAAGGAAUACGCUCGAGGCGAUUUCUUUGGUGAGUUGGCGUUGUUGGAUGACAAGCCUCGCGCCGCAAGUGUAGUUGCAAAGAGCAGUGUCAAGGUAGCGAAACUUGGAAGAGACGGAUUCAAGCGACUUCUUGGACCGGUGGAAAGCAUCAUGAGACGAGAAGAAUAUGAUGCAGGGGACUCAAUGGAUCCUCUGAGCCAGCAUAAGACUGUGACAUAA
Rhinocladiella mackenziei CBS 650.93 is the source of this 1359-nucleotide messenger RNA. RefSeq lists its product as uncharacterized. NCBI's taxonomy places the organism in Eukaryota, Fungi, Ascomycota, Eurotiomycetes, Chaetothyriales, Herpotrichiellaceae. Gene Ontology annotation, biological process: regulation of protein phosphorylation. The coding region runs from base 1 to 1359 and encodes 452 amino acids. The transcript has a single exon. Gene Ontology annotation, molecular function: cAMP-dependent protein kinase regulator activity. The record is from RefSeq and is a predicted model, not a curated record. Gene Ontology annotation, cellular component: cAMP-dependent protein kinase complex; nucleus.